Molecule: messenger RNA, 2097 nt
Organism: Anopheles merus
Lineage: Eukaryota; Metazoa; Arthropoda; Insecta; Diptera; Culicidae
Exons: 14
Coding region: 82-2091 (669 amino acids)
Source: RefSeq, a predicted model, not a curated record
UUCAAGGACCUUGGGGAUGCACAGCCAGCUGAUCCAAGCCGGCGUCCAGCGUCUAGAACGAAAUGAACCGCGAAAGACGAAAUGCUGGAAAGAAAGCAUUUUUCUGCAGAGCACAAUCAACUCCUGGUGCUGAAGCUGGUGGAACACAUCGACGAUUCUUGCAGCGAGCAAGAACGAUGGGAAAACAUUGCCGAAGAAAUUAUGUUUGAAACGGGCGAAAACUAUCCCUGGAGAACAGUACGAAUGCAUUAUAAACAACGAAUUGUAAGCCAUCUGAAAGAAUACACCGAUGAUCAGCGAAUGAUCGAUCGGCUCCAGUACCCGUUUCUCGAGCGAGUGUACAAAUUGCGCGUGCAGUAUCAGGUCUCCGCGCUGGUCCUCCAGGAUCCCGCCAUUAUAGCCCGCAACAAGCUAAUCAUCAAGUACGAAAUCGAUCCACGAUACGACGCGGAUGUGGUGAAACUGUUCAAGCGCUACCACACGUCCAGCAUGCAGAUAUGCAUAAACGUGCAAGAUCCCGCGUAUGAGCUGUCGGAACGAUGGCAAAAGUUUCUGCUCAAGCCGACCAAGUCAAGACAUCGGCUAAAGAUGGCAAUGUGCGGUGAUUUAUGGUUUUCUAAGUUUCCUGCUUAUAUGAAUCGGACAGUACGAAAAGCACCCGUAGCUAUCACACAACAAUCGUCGCAGGAAUCUUGCUCAUCGUCGAUGAUACUGCUGGACAAUGUACCGGUACGGAUAGAGGAAUGUACUUCACCAGCUCCUCCUGCACCGUUUUCACCACGCCAACUGUUGAGCUUUGAAUCGUUGGACUGUGAUACACUGGUGCUGCAGAUGUUGGAUAUACAUGGAAAUAAGAAUGAUUCUCCCGAAUCGGUUCAGGAAAAUGGUAACGUGGAUAAACUUAUCCCGAUUGAUGCGGAUAUCCCUCCCCGAUCGACGCAUCCUAGCGAUGGCAACGUAUCCACGUCUGAAGAACCACAGGAGAGUUUCUAUCCUAUGCCAGAUUGUGUCUUCGAUUCAACGGACAGUGAAGACGAAGAUGAAGAUAUGCAGAAUAAAUCCUACCAACCAGUUGUCCAUGGCAACGUGGAUAAAUCUGCCCCAAUUGAUGCGAAUGUCCCUCUGCCAUCGACACAUCCUAGCGAUGGCGAUGUAUCCUCGUCUGAAGAACUACAGGAGAGUUUCUGUCCUAUGCCAGAUUGUGUGUUCGAUUCAACGGAUAGUGAACAAGAAGAUGAAGAUAUGCGAAAUGAAUCUCACGAACCAGUUGUCAAUGGCAACGUGGAUAAAUCUGUCCCGAUUGAUUCCAAUGUCCCUCCGCCAUCGACACAUCAUAGCGAUGGCAAUGUAUCAUCGUCUGAAGAACUGCAGGAGAGUUUCGUUCGGAUGCCAGAUUGUGUGUUCGAUUCGACGGACAGUGAAGAAGAAGAUGACGAUAUGCGGACUGAAUCUCACGAACCAGUUCUCAAUGGCAACGUGGAUGAACCUGUCCCGAAUGGUGCGAAUGUCCCUCCGCCAUCGACACAUCCUAGCGUUGGCAAUGUAUCCCCGUCUAAAGAACAACCGGAUAAUCCGCAUCGCAUAUCAGAUUGUGUGUUGGAUUCAACAGAUGUUGAAUCCGCGGAGGAAGAGCAACAGGAAGAAACUCUUCCAAAACCGCGAUCCAGCACGGCAUCAAGCAUUGAAAGUGAUACAAACUCAGUUAGAACGGUAAUAUUUAACGGAACGGCGACUUCUCCUAACACGGAACACCACAGUUCGGGCGAUGAUGUUAGGCAAACUGAACCGGCGCUACUGGCCGCUCCACCACCGAACCGCAUUGAUAUAAGCACCCUCUUCCAGUAUGAGGCGGCACUGGGACCACAUCUGAAGAGGAAGAAAAACGUGUACGACUCGAUACGCAACUGGAUGCCGCUGCUAUUUAUUAAACCUACCGAUUUGUAUGUGCCAGCGGUGUCGUUGUUCGCGAAACUCGCUCUACUGCAGCGAAUAGCGACAGACAUGAACCUUAUUCUAAACCCAACCGUCCGUGUUGAGGAUCUUAUGCCGAUCAUUUUGCGUAUUUUGUGCGGUGCGCGUGAAUCGCAAUAGAGAUUA